Molecule: messenger RNA, 6530 nt
Organism: Pristis pectinata (smalltooth sawfish)
Lineage: Eukaryota; Metazoa; Chordata; Chondrichthyes; Rhinopristiformes; Pristidae
Product: transmembrane protein 216-like
Exons: 7
Coding region: 283-717 (144 amino acids)
Biological process (GO): non-motile cilium assembly
Cellular component (GO): ciliary transition zone
Source: RefSeq, a predicted model, not a curated record
GAAAACUGCAGAUUCUUCCAUGGAUUGAGCAGAAGCUCCUUGAUGGGGCAGCUGAUAAAAGUUGAAAGAUAGAGGACGCCGUUGAAAAAGACGUGGAUUGAGCAGCAGCUGCCUGAUGGGUGGGUAGUUGAUGAUGUGAUGUGUUCCCUUUGCCAUUUACUCUGGGCUUUGGUGCGCCGCCGAUACGUGGACUUGGAUCACUUGCAUCCAGCAGCUCCGCCCAGGACCGGUUACCAGGAAAUGACGGAAGGUCGCUGGCAGCCGUUGUUAUGGUGAGGCAAGAUGGCGAGGGGAAAACCACCUCCAGUUCUCUCUUUGACCCCACUGCAAAUUCUUCUAAACCUGAACAGCUGGUACUAUGCAGCGUACUUUGUGGCAGAGAUUCUUCUUUUCAUAUAUAAAGGUCUGCUCUUGCCCUAUAACCUUGCAAACCUGGUUUUGGAUCUAGUGAUGCUGUUUUUGUACCUUGGGGUUGAAAUAAUAAGGAUAUUUUUUGGUUCCAAGGGGAAUCUAUCCCAACGUAAGGUGCCUCUCACUAUUAGCCUGGUGCUUCUUGGGCCAUCUGCAAUAAUGGCAAUUUAUUAUCUGCUGCUUCAGACCUAUGUUCUAAGGCUGGAAGUGACCAUCAAUGCAAUAUUACUGGUGUUUUACGUCUUUGAAUUGGUUCUUUACUGUGUGGGCUUGAUGAGCUUCUCAAGUGCAAUCAUCACGGAUUGAGAAGUUGAAGAAAGGAAACAUCCCUUUGGUUGAUGAACACUCUAUGCCAGCCUAUACAUAUAUGUAAUAUAUUUUAUAGUAUUUUUAUAAGUAGCUUUCUUAAGGAUAAUGUUUUCAAUAUGUUAUACAGUUAUUUUUAGUAAUUAUUGUAUUUUUGCUAAAACUCGUGUAAAUAUUUUUUGUUGGUUCUCUUCACCUGUCAAAGGCAUUCUUAAGCCAGACUUAUUGAUGCAUGAGACAUCCUUCUCUCUCUGCUGGUUCCUCCCAACUUGUACAUUAAUGUAAUAUUUACUUAAAUAACUCUUAAUUAUGCCCCAAUGCUCAUUUGUUUUAUUUUGUCUCAUGUAUCCUGAAAAUGAUGGUUCUUGCAAAUAAUGGCCAAAAUUUUGACCUCCAUGAUGAGCCUAAUGGUGACUAUUAAUAAACCAAGAUAGGAGUGUCAGCUACUGAAGGUAUCAAAAUCAAAUCUGAUUCAGUCCAAGUCAAAUCCACAUGCAUGCACUCCAGUCUGUGGUUUCUCAAGAUGGUAUUGCAGGAGCUGCAAACCAAGAUGAUUUUUCACUUCACUCCUUUGAGGACACUGUCUUUUACUGAUGCUCAUGGAGAUCAGUUAAAUCAGCCCAUCCAGAGAUCAACUGUUCUUGGUAUCUACAGCCUAAUUUCAUACAGCCUAAUGUAUUCAAUCAAAUAUAUUUUACUUAACAUGUAUGGAUCUUUCUUAAUAUUCUAAUAGUAAAUUCAAGAUUCGAUGUCUGGGAAGAUUGGGAGGUUAGGACAUUCAAUGGUAUUUUACAGUGUAGAAUUUCACUGCGAAAGGAAUAUUUCUGCUCCUUAAUCUAGCCCUAUCGUCUCUGGAACAGCGAACUAAUAAUAAGUAACUUUGCACCUUUCUGGGCCCUCUUUAUUGUAUUCUGAAUUAGAUCAAAAAGCAUCUGGAUAAUCUGUGCUACUAAUUGUUGGUUAAGUCACUUCUGAAUAAUUUGAAAUAAUUGGAAAAAAAAUAACACAUUUGAACAAUUAAACAUUGAACAGCAAUGUAAUACCAGUAAAACUCCAUCUUGUUUUGCACCUAUCUGAAAUAAUCCAAUCACAGUUUUGAAAAUGGUGUAUCUUUUGCUUCCAAAAUACAAUGAGCAUUUUGAAACUGAAACCCUACACAGACUAAACCACACGUAUAAAUUGGAAAUUAAACUAAAUCUUCAAAAGGAAACAGAAGUUACAAGUGGUGCACCAUCAGACCAAGAAAAGUGACAAGAAUCAGUCAUUGACUAGAUCACAAUCUUUAAUUUUUCCAUUGUGAAAUACUUGUUAAGAUACGAGUUAGGAUUCUAGCCUGAGUUCUUCUACCACCACAAUGGUCUGCAAUAAUCAGGUUACAAAUUUGUAUUACGACUUUAUUUGAUAAAAUUAUUUAAUGUAAACUUAUGAGUAUUAUAGGUUGGGUUCUCAUCCAUAGCUGUGGAGGCACACUCUGCUAACUGGAGCACAAGCUGAUGUUGUUGCUCCUCUUUUUCCAUUUGGUGCUUCUACUCAUGUUUUAUUUUAACAUCUCUUCAUAUAUAUGCUAAUGCACCAUUUCAUUGUCAAUCUCCACCACAGCUCUGCAUCUUCUAUUGCCAGCCUAUUUGUUUCAAUUUUGUGCCACUAUUUCUUCAUAGACAAUUUUAACACCUUCCUUGCAUUUUUCUAAAUUUCUGUACUACUUGUGUCUACUGUUUCCUUAUGAAGAUUUAGUUUAAUUUCCAAUUUAUAUGUGUGGUUUAGUCUGAUAACUAUUAUUAACCCACUUUAGCUGCCAUGGGUUGCUAGAAUUUAGGUGUCUGUAUAUAAUAUAAUGUGCGUAUAGCAGACAGUAAUGAUUAUGAUAUUUCCUAAAAUCAAAACCUGUAGCAAAGUUAGUUUGCGUAUAAUUAAGAUUUCCCAGUUAGUUGCCUUACAAGCCAAUAUGUGCUACAUACUACACAUUCAGAUUUUACUUCAGGAGGGUUAUCGAAGACAGUGUAUUUAGCAAGUUUUUUGACAAGUUCUUGUAUGGCAGAGUGGUCAAAAAAGUGUAAGGUUAUGGAUUCAAGGGAGAGUAACAAAUUGGAACCAGAACUGGUUCAGUGGCAGGAAGCAAAGGUUAAUGAAUUUUAGGUAUUUUUUGUGACUGGAAGGCUGUUAUCAGAGGAGUUCCGCAGAGCUAAGUACUCAGUCCCUUACUGUUUAAAAUAAAUAUUUAUAAUUUUGUCCUAAAGGUGGGGGGUAUGAUUAAAAAGUUUGCAGAUGAUACAAAAAUUGGCAGUGCAGUUGACAAUGAGGAGAAAAUGCUUAAACUGAAGGGAGACUGAUUGGCUUAAGCAGAAGUAGUCAAGUGGAAUUUUACCCAGAGAAGUGCAAGGUAUUGCAUUUGGGGAAGUUAGUUUACCCUUGGUGGUUUCGAGAUGGCAGCAAGGGCAGUUGUAUGCUCCUCCUGAGGAGGUGGGAGAUCAGGGAAACUUCCAGUGCCUGUGGGAAGGGUGUUUAGCUGCAGCUCCUGACUGACUACAUCGAGCAUAUGGAGCUGUAGUUGGACUUGGGAACAUCCGUGAUGCUGAGAGCAUCAUAGACAGGAGCUUAAGUGAGAUGAUCACACCUAAUAUGCAGGUAGUUGAGUGACCACUAGGAAAGGUAGAGGGGAUGGGUAGAGAGUGCAAGAUUCCUCUGUGACCAUUCUCCUCAAUAAUAAGUCUAUUGUUUUGGAUCCUGUUUGGGGGAUGGCCUUUCAAAGAAGAGCAGCAGCCAGAUCUGAGGUAUAAUGACUGACACUGAUGCACAGCAGGGAAAGGUGGAGACAAGGAGAGUUGCAGUGAUAGGAGGCUCUAUAGUUGGGGGGACAAACCAGACAGGAGAUUUUGUAACUGCAAAUGAGACUCUAAGAUAGUAUGUUACCUCCCGGGUGCCAGGGUCAAGGAUGUCUCUGAGCAUCUGCAGGACAUUCUCAAUAGGAGGAUGGGACUGAUGAAUGUGUGGAUGAGGAGCUGGUGCAGAAGAGAGGGAUUCAGGUUCUUGGACCUUUGGGAUUUCUUCUGGGGCAGAGGUGACCUGUACAAGAGGGAUGUGUUUCCACCUGAACUGGAGGCAGAUCAAUACCGUAUGGCAGAUGAGAAAGUUGAGGCAAAUAUAGAAGUUAAAGCAAGUGAGUUCAAUAGGCAGACAGGCAGGAGCAGGACAGGGACUGAGUCAGGAAGGUCUGAUGCACUAACGAGCAUUUAUUUUAAUGCAAGAGUCCUGACAGGUAAAGCAGAUGAACUCGGGGCAUAGAUAGGUACAUGGGACUGCAAUAUUAUAGCUAUUACAGAAAUAUGGUUGAGGGAUGAGCAGGACUGGCAUCUUAAUGUUCUAGGGUACAGAUGCAAAGCUGUAAGAGAGGAGGAAGAACAUCACACCAGUACUUGGAGAGGAUAUUCCUAGGGAAUCAUCCAGUGGGGCUGUAAGGGUGGAACAUCGAAAUAAGAAGGGGGUGAUCACUUUUAUGGGGUUGUACUAUAGGCCCCCCAAUAGUCAGCGAGAAUUCGAGGGGCCAGUAUGUAGAGAGAUUGCAGAUAGUUGUAAGAAUAGUAGGGUUGCAACAGUAAGAAUUUUAACUUCUUGAAUAUUGACUGGGGCUGCCAUAGUGCUUAGAGCUUGAAUGGGGUUUCCUUUAUUAGCCAAUGCACGUAAGAGCAGGGAGGUUAUCCUAGAGCUCGCUACAACACUCAGAAGGCCACAGCUUGAGGUCUGUGUACAGUUCUCAUCACCACAUUAAAGGGAAAAUGUGAUUGCACUUGAGUGGGUGCAGAGGAUACUUACCGGGAUAUUGUCAUGAAUGGAAAAUUGUAGCUAUGAAGAAUGAUAGGAUAAGUUAGGAUUGAUUUUGUUGGAGCAAAGGGAAGAGAUGUAUUAAACUGAGAGUCCUGGAUAAAGUAAAUAGGAUAAAGCUAUUUCCUUUAGCAGAAGAGUCAAAAAACAGGGCAAAACUUUAAAAUAAUUGGUCAGUAGGAACACUCAGAGAGGAAAUAAGGAUUUUUUUUUAACCCAGAAGUUUGGAGCUCACUUUGUGAAAGGAUGGUAGAAGCAGAAACCCUCACCACGUUUUAAAAAGCAUAUGGGUGUGUGCUUGAAGACCAAUGGCACACGGAACUGCUGACCAGGUCUGCAAGGUACAAUUAAGUUACAUUGCUCUUUUACACUAGGCACAGAAUCAAAGGGCUAAAUGACCACCUACUUUGAUAUAAAUUUCAUCUGAUACUAAAUCAAAACUCUCAGUUUUGUGGCAAAGUGAGAGUACCUGUAACUAAGAAUUCCCACUUUAACUGAAAAAUAGAAAACUGCAGCUGCAGUAAAUUUGAAAUAAAAACAGAUUAAAGGCCAUCAACCUCAAAAGUUAACUCUGUUUCCCUUUCCACAUUUGCUGCCUGACCUGCCGAGUAUUUCUAGUGUUUUUUUUUAUUCCCAUUUCAUUGUUCUACAAGUGGACCACACAAUAAUCGUGGUAGAGUGUAGAGUCCAAUUAAAAGUGUAAUACAGAAAUCCUUAUCACAUGUACAUUAUGUGAAAAAGUCGAUAAUACAGUAAUUACUGCUAAUAAAAUCUUGGUCAUUGGAAAGUAUUUUGUUUGCUGCUGCAAAGGAAGUUUCCUGAAAACCAGAAAGAAUUGAUUUCAGUAUUACCAAAGCUAUGACAGAAAUUUGCUCAUGUAACCAGAAACAUGUAUAUUUUAGUUUUUUCACCAAGGUAUGAGAGUUUGUUGUCUUGUGAUUAAGGUACUCAGUGCUGUUAGGUUGCAAGUAGAUUUUUUUUUUACCUAGUAAGUGAAAAAGAAUGACAAUAGAAUUCUAAGUGUGGAUACUGUGUAACUUGCAGGUACUGCUAUUCCCAUGUACUUGCAGCACCUAUUCUGCUGAAAGUUGGAGGUUAAGUGUUUGGGAGAUGCUGUUGAAGAAGCUUGGCCAAGUUCUUUGGGCACAUUUUGUAAAUGGCACCCACUGCAAUUAUGAUGUGUCAGCAGUGGAACCAGUGAAUCCUAACGUGGAUGGAUGGAGUGGUAAGAAAAUGGGCUGACUGAUUAUGGAGAAUUUCAAGUUGCUCGAGUUUUCUUGAAGCCACACUCAUGCAAGUAUGUGGAUAGUACUUUGGCACUAUCACACUGCUGAUGUACUUUGAGAUAUUGAUAAGGCUUUUAGGAAGGUAUGUCACUCAAUGAAGAAUAAUCUCUGACUUUCAUAACUCUUAUUUCUAUAUGGCUAGUUCAAUUAAGUUUCUGAUUAGUGGUGACUCGUCCCAAGAUAUUGAUGAUGGGAGAAUACAGUGAAGCUAAUGCAAUUUAAGGUCGGGGGAAUGGGUAAACUCUUUUGUGAAGUUGUUCAUUGCCAACAUGUGUUGCAAAUUCUUCUUGCGAUACAAGCCCAUGCCUAAAUGUUAUUUUGAUCUUGCUGUAGGCAAGCUUGGUAGUUUUGUUAUCUGAGGAGGUGCAAAGGGAAUGUACAUUGUUCAACUUCCAUACUUCUGACCUUAUGAUGGAGGAAAAAUCAUGAAGUAGCGUAAUAUGUAUGGAUCUAAGAUGUUUCCUUGAGGAGCUCUAGCAUCAGUUUCUUGGGCAGAGACGAAUGAUCUUAAAUAUCCAUGACCAGCUAUGACAUCAGCCAGUGGAGAAUUUUCCCCGUGAUCCCACUGAACAAUAAAAUGAUUUCCUUUCUACUCUCCUUAUCACCUUAAUCAUAGAAAAUCUCCAUGUCUGUAUAGGAAGAAUGUAAUAACUAUGAGCAGAAUUUUUUAUACUAUAUAAAUUAUCUUUAUAUCAGCUUUUUUCAACU